AUGGCGAACUGUUCCCAUGACAAGGCGGACAUCGUGUUUCUGUUGGAUUCCUCAUACAGCGAGGGCGAGCCAAACUUCCGGAAACAACUCGCCUUCGUCAGCAACUUCACCAAACCCUACGACAUAGGCCCUGACAAGGUACAGGUGAGUGUGGUGACGUUCUCUACCGCGCCUCAUAACGCCUUCUACCUGAACACGUACCGAGACCGGGCCUCACUCCUCAACGGCAUCAACAACGUCAAGUAUACACCAGGUGCAACUUCCACGGACAAGGCGCUUCUGUUCGUGCAGACCACGAGCUUCUCAUCGCUGCAUGGCGCGCGCCUUGGUGUCCCUAAGAUCCUGGUGGUGAUGACGGACGGACAGUCCACUAGUCCCACCCUAACAGCACAGCAGGCCCGCGUGCUACACUUCUCAAACAUCAAGGUGAUAUCUAUUGGUAUCGGGUCUGGCGUUGUGAAGACGGAAUUGGGGUCUAUCGCGUCCGACGCCCAGCACGUGUUUACCGUGCCGUCCUUCGACUCGCUACAGACCAUAGAGACAGAGAUACGAUCAGCCGCAUGCACAACUCCGUCGCCGUGUGGCGACCAUCCCGCGGACAUUGUGUUCCUGUUGGACUCAUCCUCCAGCGAGGGGGCCGCCAACUUCCAGAUGCAGCUAGACUUCAUGACGGACUUUGUACGCCAGUUCGACAUCGGGCCCAGCGACGUCCAGGUGAGCGUGGUGACCUUUAGCAGCAGCGUGCACGAGCAGUUCCCGUUGAACCGGUACACGAACCAGAAGGACCUGCUGGCCGGCAUCGCCCGCAUCACAUACAACAGUGGCGUCACGUACACGGACAAGGCGCUACAGUACGUCCGUCUACACAGCUUCCUUGCAUCUAAAGGUGCUCGAGCUAACGCCACGGACCUGGUUAUCCUGCUGACGGACGGACAGUCCACCCACCCGACCGACACAGCGCGCGAGGCAGAUCUGCUUAAGAACCGAACAAACGUCAAGGUCGUCGCCAUAGGUAUCGGAAGCGGUGUGCAUACUACAGAACUACAGAGGAUCGCGUCUGACGACUCGCAUGCCCUGGCCGUCGUCAACUUCGACUCCCUGAACACCAUCAAAUCAGAGCUCACAUACGUCACCUGUCAGACUUGUGGUUUCGUGUCGAAGGCAGACAUCGUAUUUAUUCUCGACGCCUCCUCCAGUGAGGGCUCCCUCAACUUCCACUCUCAGCUGGACUUUGUCUCGAGGGUCGUUAACGACUUUCAGGUCGGGCCUCACAACGUGCAGAUAGGUGUUCUUACGUUCUCCGACCAACCGCACAUCGCCUUCAAGUUGAACCAGCACACUUCCAAGAACACGGUGCUUGACGCCAUCCAGAGGGUGCCGUACAUUCAGGGGCUCACCAACACACAUCAAGCGCUACAGUACGCUAGAACCACCAUGUUCACGAGCGCUGGUGGCGCCCGCAGUGACGCGCAACACUAUGCCGUCGUGUUGACGGACGGCGCGUCUUCCAACUCGGCACAGACACUGCAGCAGGCGACCUUACUAAAGCAGCAGCACGUGACAGUGAUCGCCAUCGGUAUCGGGGGCAAUAUCAACAAGAACGAGUUGAGCAAUAUUGCCUCCGACUCCAACCACGUGUUCACCGUCUCCGACUUUAACGCUCUCCGGACGCUUCAGUCUGAUAUCAAGGCGGCGGCUUGUGAAGAGGUAAAAACAACGACAGCUCAAACGCAGCUGUUUGUUGUGACUUUGGUCCUGACCGGAGCUCUGGCAGACUAUGAGUGUGUGUGCAACUAUAACGCGACGACGGCUGUCUUCCUACAACCGAGUACAAGCGGACAGGCCAUCGGCUUCCUGUACGCGUCCGACUGCAAGGCGGUCUAUGAGAGCGGCGCCAUACAAACGGGAUUUGCAGGGAUCGCGUUCGAUCACCAAAUUGGUUAUGUAAAAAUGGACGCUCACAUGGAGAACGAAAUAUGUCCUGGCGAGCCGCCGGAUUCCGACAAACCAACCACUACGACACCAGCAUCAACGGCAACAACAACAACGCCUACCUCGUCAAAUACCACACUGCAGCUGAAAACGACAACAACAACGCCUACCUCGACAAAUACCACGCCACACCCAACAACGACAACACCAACACCGACGACUAACACUACUGCAACAACACCAAAGCCCACGACUUCUACAACAUUAACGACUUCAACUACAACCACACCUACCACCCCUACGUCGGCAACAUCUUCCACAAUUGCGACACCAGCACCAACUACAAAGAAGCCUGACUGUUUCCACGACAAGGCGGACAUCGUGUUUCUAUUGGACUCCUCGUACAGAGAGGGCGAGCCGAACUUCCGGAAACAACUUGCCUUUGUCAGCAACUUCACUACUCCCUACGACAUAGGCCCUGACAAGGUACAGGUGAGUGUGGUGACGUUCUCUACCUCGCCUCAUAACGCCUUCUACCUGAACACGUACCGUGACCGGGCCUCACUCCUCAACGGCAUCAACAACGUCAGGUAUACAUCAGGUAAUACCAAAACCUUCUCGACAAAACUGACUUUCUUUAUUAAGAAACCACGAGUUAAUGUACCAAAAAGAAGUGUCACCUUGAAUCAAUAUCUAUGUCUCUGUUCACAAUAUCUAAGAACCCUGCCCUUUCCUCAUUCAGGGUCCACGUCAACAGACAAGGCAUUGGAGUUCGUACGGAGCACGAGUUUCUCACCGCUGCACGGGGCGCGCCUGGGUGUCCCCAAGAUCCUGGUAGUGAUGACGGACGGCCAGUCAACUAGCCCUACUCUCACGGCACAGCAGGCCCACAUACUACACUUCUCAGACAUCAAGGUGAUAUCUAUCGGUAUCGGGUCUGGCGUUGUAAAGACGGAACUGGCGUCUAUCGCGACUAACGCCCAGCACGUGUUUACCGUGCCGUCCUUCGACUCGCUACAAACCAUACAGACAGAGAUACGAUCAGCCGCAUGUACCACAGAAAAAAUAGGCACGAGCUGCACUCAGAAGACGGCGGACGUGGUGUUUGUGCUCGACACUUCCGGAAGGGAGGGCGGCGUCAACUUCGAUAAACAGCUACAGUUUGUCGCCAACGUCACCAACUCAUUUGACAUCGGCCCUAGCAACAUCCAAGUGAGCGUGGUAACAUUCGGUACGCAUGCGUACAACGAGUUUUUCCUAAACGACUACGGAGACCGCCCCUCGCUGCAGACGGCCAUCAACAACAUUACAUACCGGGGCGGAACCACGAACACAGCCGAGGCGCUCAACUUUGUCAGUACGAACAGUUUUAAGGCGGAAAACGGAGGCCGUUGCGGCGCUGUGGUGCGGCUUGUUGUUGUGCUUACGGACGGCAACUCGAACAGCGCCUAUAGCACACAGACUGCGGCCAACCAUCUACACGCUCUCGGCGUCCGAGUGAUCUCUGUGGGUAUCGGCGCGCAUGUGUCCCAGACGGAGCUUAUACACAUCGCCAACGACCCGCAGCACGUGCUCAACGUCGCCGACUUCAACUCUCUCAACUCCAUUACCACCGAAAUGAAACUGUCGCAUCUGUUGUCAACAACUUCAAAGCGAAUAAAUGUAAUGAAUUCCCAUAUCUUGACAACACAUAAACACAAAACAAACUCGCUGACGACAGGCACAACUCCGUCGCCGUGUGGCGACCAUCCCGCGGACAUCGUGUUCCUGUUGGACUCAUCCUCCAGCGAGGGGGCCGACAACUUCCAGAAGCAGCUAGACUUCAUGACAAACUUUGUACGCCAGUUCGACAUCGGGCCCAGCGACGUCCAAGUCGGCCUCGUAACCUUCAGCUCCUCCGCACACAGCGAGUUCUACCUCAACUCCAUUCUUUCCUCACACAGUUACCGGGACAAAGCAUCUCUGGUCGCGGCGAUUCAGUCCGUCCGGUACCGCGGCGGCUCGACGGCCACAGACCAAUCGCUCCGGUACGCUCGUUACUACCACUUCGCCUCUUACCACGGCGCGCGGCCUAACGCCACCAGGAUAGUCAUUGUGCUGACCGACGGACAAUCGACCGAGAUCAGCGCCACCAUUACAGAAGCUUCGUCUCUAAAGACCCAAGCGCAUGCCACGGUGAUCGCGAUUGGUAUCGGCUCCAACGUGAACCAGUUUGAGCUGAACAACGUGGCCACUGACCGGAACCACGUGUUUUCCGUGGGCAGUUUCUCCAUCCUCCACACUCUCCAAGUGGAACUCAAGGACCAGUCCUGUGGAAACCCUAAACCUAAGCCAGCAGUCAGCACGGACUGCGGAAAGCAGCCCACGGACAUCGUGUUUGUGUUGGACUCGUCCGCCAGCGAGGGUAGCAUCAACUUUCAGAAACAACUAGACUUUGUCCGCGACUUCGUCUACCAGUUCAACAUUGGGCCCAGCCAAGUCAUGGUGAGCGUGGUGAGAUUUAGCAGCGGCGUGCACGAGCAGUUCCCUCUGAACCGGUACACAAACCAGACGGACCUGCUGGCCGCCAUCGCCCGUAUCACAUACAACAGUGGCGUCACGUACACGGACAAGGCGCUACAGUACGUCCGCCUACACAGCUUCCUCGCAUCUAAAGGUGCUCGAGCUAACGUCACGGACCUGGUUAUUCUGCUGACGGACGGACAGUCUACCCACCCGAACGACACAGCGCGUGAGGCAGAUCUGCUUAAGAACCGAACAAACGUCAAGGUUGUCGCCAUAGGUAUCGGAAGCGGAGUACAUACGACAGAACUACGGCGGAUCGCGUCUGACGACUCACAUGCCCUGGCCGUCGCCAACUUCGACUCCCUGAACACCAUCAAAUCCGAGCUUACAUACGUCACCUGUCAGACUUGUGGUUUCGUAUCGAAGGCAGACAUCGUGUUUAUUCUCGACGCCUCCUCCAGUGAGGGCUCCCUUAACUUCCACUCUCAGCUGGACUUCGUCUCCAGGGUCGUUAACGACUUCCAGGUCGGGCCUCACAACGUGCAGAUAGGUGUUCUUACGUUCUCCGACCAACCGCACCUCGCCUUCAAGUUGAACCAGCACACUUCCAAGAACACGGUGCUUGACGCCAUCCAGAGGGUGCCGUACAUCCAGGGGCUCACUAACACCGACCAAGCGCUGCAAUACGCCAGAACCACCAUGUUCACGAACGCUGGCGGCGCCCGCAGUGACGCGCAACACUAUGGCGUCGUGUUGACGGACGGCGCGUCUUCCAACUCGGCACAGACACUGCAGCAGGCGACCUUACUAAAGCAGCAGCAUGUGACUGUGAUUGCCAUCGGUAUCGGGGAUAAUCUCAACAAGAACGAGUUGAGCAGUAUCGCCUCCGACUCCAACCAUGUGUUCACCGUCUCCAACUUUAACGCUCUCCGGACGCUUCAGUCUGAAAUCAAGGCGGCGGCUUGUGAAGCUGUUAAGAGUCUCUAUACAGAAACUUUUUUUCAGCGACCAUUGAUUGAAGCGUCCUACUCUGUACUGGUAAUGGUAAGUGUGGCAAAAAGGCAGCUGUUUUUUGUAACGUUGGUCCUGGCCGGAGCUCGAGCGGACUAUGAGUGUCUGUGCAACUAUAACGUGGAGGCGGCCGUCUACCUGCAACCGAGCACGAGCGGGCAGGCCGUUGGCUACUUGUACGAGUUCGAUUGUAAGGCGAUCUACGAGAGCGCCGCGGCAAAUGCGGAAUUCGCUAAGAUCGCAUUCGAACACCAGAUUGGUUAUGUGAAACUGGACGCUAACAUGGAGAGCCAGACAUGUCCUGGUGAGCCGCCGAGUUCCGACAGGGUUACAACCACGAUCGCCACAACGACAUUAGCUCCAACAACAACGCCAAAACCUACCACGACAACUACCACGCCUCGACCAACAACAACGACAACAACACCAAAACCUACCACGACAACUACCACGCCACGGCCAACAACAACAACGACAACACCGAAGCCAACAACAACCCCUACUACAACUACUACCACUACAACAACACCAAAGCCAACGACUACGUCAACAACAACAACAACAACAACGACCACUACCACCACUCCUAGACCGACAACAACUACGACACCCGUUCCAACUACAACGAAACCAGACUGUUCCCACGACAAGGCGGACAUCGUGUUUCUGUUGGACUCCUCGUACAGCGAGGGCGAGCCGAACUUCAGGAAACAACUUGCCUUCGUCAGCAACUUCACCACACCCUACGGCAUAGGCCCUGACAAGGUACAGGUGAGUGUGGUGACGUUCUCUACCUCGCCUCAUAACGCCUUCUACCUGAACACGUACCGUGACCGGGCCUCACUCCUCAACGGCAUCAACAACGUCAGGUAUACACCAGGGUCCACGUCAACAGACAAGGCAUUGGAGUUCGUACGGAGCACAAGUUUCUCACCGCUGCACGGGGCACGCCUGGGGGUCCCCAAGAUCCUGGUGGUGAUGACGGACGGCCAGUCAACUAGCCCUACCCUCACAGCACAGCAGGCCCACAUACUACACUUCUCAGACAUCAAGGUGAUAUCUAUUGGUAUCGGGUCUGGCGUUGUGAAGACGGAACUGGCAGCUAUCGCGUCCGACGCCCAGCACGUGUUUACCGUGCCGUCCUUCGACUCCCUACAAACCAUACAGACAGAGAUACAAUCAGCUGCAUGUACCUCGGAAAAAAUAGACGCGAGCUGCGCUCAAAAGCAGGCGGACGUGGUGUUCGUGCUCGACACUUCCGGAAGUGAGGGCGCCGUCAACUUUGCUAAACAGCUACAGUUUGUCGCCAACGUUACCAGCUCAUUUGACAUCGGCCCUAGCAACAUCCAAGUUAGCGUGGUAACAUUCGGUACGCAUGCGUACAACGAGUUUUUCCUGAACGAGUACGGAGACCGCCCCUCGCUGCAGACGGCCAUCAACAACAUAACCUACAGGGGCGGAACCACGAACACAGCCGAGGCGCUCAACUUUGUCAGUACGAACAGUUUUAAGGCGGAAAACGGCGGCCGUGGCAACGCAGUGGUGCGGCUUGUGGUUGUGCUUACGGACGGCAACUCGAACAGCGCCUUUACCACACAGACUGCUGCCACCCAUCUACACGCCCUCGGCGUCCGAGUAAUCUCAGUGGGUAUCGGCGCGCAUGUGUCCCAGACGGAGCUUACACACAUCGCCAACGACCCGCAGCACGUGCUCAACGUCGCAGACUUCAACUCUCUCAACUCCAUUACCACCGAAAUAGAAACUGUCGCAUGCACAACACCAUCACCGUGCGGUGACCAUCCCGCGGACAUCGUGUUCCUGUUGGACUCAUCCUCCAGCGAGGGGGCCGACAACUUCCAGAAGCAGCUAGACUUCAUGACAAACUUUGUACGCCAGUUCGACAUCGGGCCUAGCGACGUCCAGGUCGGCCUCGUAACCUUCAGCUCCUCCGCACACAGCGAGUUCUACCUCAACUCUUACCGGGACAAAGCGUCACUUAUCGCGGCGAUUCAGUCCGUCCGGUACCGCGGCGGCUCGACGGCCACAGACCAAGCGCUCCGGUACGCUCGUUACUAUCACUUCGCCUCUUACCACGGCGCGCGUCCGAACGCCACUAGGAUAGCCAUCGUACUGACGGACGGACAGUCAACCGACAUCAGCGCCACCAUUACAGAAGCUUCGUCUCUAAAGACCCAAGCGCACGCCACGGUGAUCGCGAUUGGUAUCGGCUCCAACGUGAACCAGUUUGAGCUGAACAGCGUGGCCACUGACCGGAACCACGUGUUCUCAGUGGGCAGUUUCUCCAUCCUCCAUACACUCCAGGUGGAACUCAAAGACCAGUCCUGCGGAAACCCAAAACCUAAGCCAGCAGUCGACACGGACUGCGGAAAGGAGCCCGCGGACAUUGUGUUUGUGUUGGACUCGUCCGCCAGCGAGGGUAGUAUCAACUUUCAGAAACAACUAGACUUUGUCCGCGACUUCGUCUACCAGUUCAACAUUGGGCCCAGCCAAGUUUUGGUGAGCGUGGUGACCUUUAGCAGCGGCGUGCACGAACAGUUCCCGCUGAACCGGUACACGAACCAGAAGGACCUGCUGGCCGCCAUCGCCCGCAUCACAUACAACAGUGGCGUCACGUACACGGAUAAGGCGCUACAAUACGUCCGUCUACACAGCUUCCUCGCAUCUAAAGGUGCUCGAGCCAACGCCACGGACCUGGUUAUCCUGCUAACGGACGGACAGUCUACCCACCCGACCGACACAGCGCGUGAGGCAGAUCUGCUUAAGAACCAAACAAACGUUAAGGUUGUCGCCAUAGGCAUCGGAAGCGGUGUACAUACGACAGAACUACGGCGGAUCGCGUCUGACGACUCACAUGCCCUGGCCGUCGCCAACUUCGAUUCCCUGAACACCAUCAAAUCAGAGCUUACAUACGUCACCUGUCAGACGUGCGGGUUUGUAUCGAAGGCAGACAUCGUGUUUAUUCUCGACGCCUCCUCUAGUGAGGGCUCCCUCAACUUCCACUCUCAGCUGGACUUUGUCUCGAGGGUCGUUAACGACUUCCAGGUCGGGCCUCACAACGUGCAGAUUGGUGUUCUUACGUUCUCCGACCAACCGCACCUCGCCUUCAAGUUGAACCAGCACACUUCCAAGAACACGGUGCUUGACGCUAUUCAGAGGGUACCGUACAUUCAGGGGCUAACUAACACCGACCAAGCGCUGCAGUACGCCCGAACCACCAUGUUCACGAGCGCUGGCGGCGCCCGAAAUGACGCGCAACACUAUGCCGUCGUGUUGACGGACGGCGCGUCUUCCAACUCGGCACAGACACUGCAGCAGGCGACCUUUCUAAAGCAGCAGCAUGUGACUGUGAUCGCUAUCGGUAUCGGGGAUAAUCUCAACAAGAACGAGUUGAGCAGUAUCGCCUCCGACUCCAACCACGUGUUCACCGUCUCCGACUUUAACGCUCUCCGGACGCUUCAGUCUGAUAUCAAGGCGGCGGCUUGUGAAGAGAUAAAAACAACGCCAGCUCCAACAGAAACGGUCAUAGGUUGAAACAUUGGAAACUCCCGUUACUGGUAAGUGUGGCAACAUCGGACCAGUUCAUUAUAAUCUAUUCUGUAUGCUAAACCAAUAAACCACUUCUUGUUUCUGCA
Mya arenaria is the source of this 9101-nucleotide messenger RNA. RefSeq names its product serine-rich adhesin for platelets-like. The transcript has 55 exons. NCBI's taxonomy places the organism in Eukaryota, Metazoa, Mollusca, Bivalvia, Myida, Myidae. The record is from RefSeq and is a predicted model, not a curated record. The coding region runs from base 1 to 9000 and encodes 2999 amino acids.